Manihot esculenta (cassava) is the source of this 1345-nucleotide messenger RNA. Its product is annotated as dof zinc finger protein DOF2.1. Gene Ontology annotation, biological process: regulation of DNA-templated transcription. Bases 262 to 1125 code for a protein of 287 amino acids. Gene Ontology annotation, molecular function: DNA binding; DNA-binding transcription factor activity. The record is from RefSeq and is a predicted model, not a curated record. NCBI's taxonomy places the organism in Eukaryota, Viridiplantae, Streptophyta, Magnoliopsida, Malpighiales, Euphorbiaceae. The transcript has 2 exons.
AUUUUCUUCUCUCUUUCAAAUACUAUUUAUUUAUUUUUUUAAUUUUAUUUGCUUCCUCUGCGCGCAAGCUUAUAUAACAAACAUAGAUCAUCUCGUACGGCAACUUCAUCAUUAGGUCGACUGCUUUAUAUAUUUAGAUUGUUGCCCUUGUUUCCUCACUUUGCUUCCUCUCUCUCUCUCUCCAUCCUUCUCUUUGAUAGACGUGUUGUGUAUACAUUUCUUUAAGCGUCAAGAAAGAGGGCUGAUUGGUUCUUUGCAUGGAUGGAUCCUUCAAGUGGACAACAGCAGGAAAUGGCUUCACAUUCAAUUGAAAACAUGCUGGUUUGUUCAAAACCUCAUCAAGAAAGGAAGCCAAGACCUCAACCAGAACAAGCUCUCAAGUGUCCAAGAUGUGAUUCCACAAACACCAAAUUUUGUUACUACAACAACUACAGCCUUUCUCAGCCAAGAUACUUCUGCAAAUCAUGCAGGAGAUAUUGGACAAAAGGUGGCACACUGAGGAAUGUUCCAGUAGGUGGAGGUUGCAGGAAGAACAAAAGAUCAUCAUCAUCUUCAUCAAAAAAGACUCAAGAUCAUCACCAAUUAACUCCUAAUACCCACCCUCUCUCUAGCCUCCCACCUUUAGCUUAUGACUCCAAUGAUCUCAGUCUUGCCUUUGCUAGGCUCCAUCAUCAGUCUACUGGGCAGUUAGGGUUUGAUGAUCAGCAUGAUCUGUCUAUUUUGGGAAACCCAAAUAGUCACACAUCAGCUGCAACUCCUUCCUUGUUUGAAGCUCUGAGAUAUGGGUUUCUUGAUUCACAAAGCAAUAAUUUGCAAAAUUUGUAUUAUGGAUAUGGAAAUGGGAACAUGGGUGAAGUGGAAGAUAGUGGGAUUUGUAAUGUUAGUGGGGAAAUGAUGAUGCCUUAUGAAGAUAUGAGUGGUGCAGCCACACAAGCUGUGACAGUGACAACAAUGAAGCAAGAACUGUGCAAUGGCAGAGAAGAUGAGAAUAGCAAGCUUUUGUGGGGCUUCCCAUGGCAGAUCAAUGGAAAUGGGAUUGGUGGUGAGCUUGAUCCAGGAAGAGAAAACUGGAAUACACUUGGUGGUUCAGCUUGGCAUGGACUUCUUAAUAGUCCUCUAAUGUAGUUAGACAUAAAUUUGUCUAGCCUAGCCUAGCCUAUAUAAAAAUACUUGCAAGCAAAAUCCCAAGAAGCAAACAUAAUUUUCUUCUCCUUUUUGGGAAUCAAAUCUCAGUUUUAGCCACCCCUUUGAGAGUUUUUGUGUUGAAGAGCUAUGAUUCGUCACCUGAAUCAUGCAUCUAUUUUUGUUUUAUUAUUUUUAUUAUAAUUUUUGCUCUUUGCUCCUA